AAAAUGGAGCUAAUCAAGAACUGACUUUAUUUAUGGCAGGUAUAGCUGAAAGCUGAAGCUGUAAUACACCCAUGAGCAAGUAGCACCAGUUGUGUACAUCAAUGGCUUCUGCGCCAGUAAUUCCAGACUCUUACAACCAUGUUUUGGCAGAGCUUGAAUGUUUGGAUCCAUUGCUUUCUGCACUCAGGCUGGAUUCUGGUCGUCUGAAGUGCACGUGUAUAGAUGUGUCAAAGAGAUGGCUAGCUCUGGGCAGUUCAGGAGGAGGACUGAACCUUAUACAGAAAGAUGUCUGGAAGCAAAGACUUUUUCUCGCUCAUAAGGAGGGUGCAGUUUCCCGGGUUGCCUGUUGUUUGCAUGAUGAAGACUAUGUUGCUGUUGCCACCAGCCAAGGUCUUGUAGUAGUCUGGGAGCUGAAUCAGGAGCGUCGUGGGAAGCCAGAACGGAUUUAUGUUUCCUCUGAGCACAAGGGCAGAAAAGUCACAGCUCUGCGUUGGGAUACAGCUGCUCUUCGUGUUUUUGUAGGAGAUCAUGUGGGAAAAGUAUCAGCCAUCAAGGUUAACACAUCAAAACAAGGGAAGGCUGCUGCUACCUUUGUGAUGUUUCCUGUUCAGAUUAUAACAACUGUAGAUUCUCGGGUUGUUCAGCUUGAUUAUUUGGAUGGACGACUGCUCAUAUCUUCACUUACACGCACUUAUUUGUGUGAUACUGAGAGAGAGAAGUUCUGGAAAAUUGGUAAUAAAGAGAGAGAUGGAGAAUUUGGAGCAUGUUUCUUCCCUGGUGGAAAAAACAGUGGAAAUCAGCAGCCAUUAAUAUAUUGUGCUCGACCUGGCUCAAGGAUGUGGGAGGUGAACUUUGACGGGGAAGUGCAAAGCACACAUCAGUUCAAGCAGCUGCUGUCAUCACCGCCUCUCCCUGUUGUUUCUCUCAGGCUGGAUCCUCAUUAUACUAGUUCCAGCUGCUCUCCACAGUCUUUACCUUUUCCCAGGCUACUGUAUCUGAGUGAGCACUGUGUGAUGACCUGGACAGAAAGAGGCAUUUAUAUUUUUCUUCCCCAAAGCGUUCAAGUCUUACUCUGGAGUGAAGUAAAAGAUAUUCAGGAUAUUGCAGUUUACAAAAGUGAGUUGUUCUGUCUGCAUACAAAUGGAAAAGUUGUUCAUCUCUCCCUUCUGCUGGUAGACCGCUGCAUAGAGCGUCUGAUGAGAAGAGGGUUCUGGACCCUUGCUGCCAGGGUCUGUUGCCUUUUCCAAAAUGCAGUUAUUUCUUGCAGAGCAAGAAAAAAUUUGCCUUUAGACAGGCUGGAGCACUUAAAGUCUCAGCUGGAUGCCUCAACCCAACAAGAUCUUACUCUGCAACUGGAAGAAUUGAUUUCAAAGUUGGAACCUCUAGAUUCUGCAGGCAGCAGUAGAAGGAGUAGUAUUUCAUCUCAUGAAAGUUUCAGUGUCUUAGACUCUGGAAUAUAUCGUGUUAUCAGCCGAAGAGGCAGUCAGUCAGAUGAAGAUUCAAAUUCUCUCCACAGUCAAACAUUCUCAGAAGAUGAGAGACUUAAAGAAUUUCCUGCACACCAGGAAGAUGAGCAAGUAGAACUUGACAACGUAUCUCAUACAUCUGUGACGGUUGAAGCUGACCGGAAUGAGACAUUUCUUCCAUUCAGUAUUCCUUUGUCAUUUCGUUCCCCAUCUCCUCUCGUCUCUCUCCAAGCUGUCAAAGAAAGUGUUUCCAGCUUUGUACGCAAAACUACUGAAAAGAUUGGCACACUUCAUAUAAGCCCUGAUGCUAGAGGAAGGCAAGAAGCAAAGGAUGAUGAGCAGCUGCAGGAGUUGAAUGUUAAUCUGGAAGCACCUCCCCAGGAAAAGAAAGAGUUAGAACCACAGAGUUGCCAGCUUCCAGAGGAGGAUCAUCUAAGAGAUCUCAAGGCUGCAACAGCAGAAGCUAUAGCCAAACUCCAGGAUCCCCUGGUUUUGUUAGAACCACAGUGUAUGAGAAUGGUUUUACAGGAAUGGCUUGUCUGUCUAGAAGAGAAGUUUGGCAGCAAAGAGCGUUCUGCUUCCACUGUCAAGAACCACAAGACUGUGUGUGCUGAAGAACAGAGUGCAGUUCUGCAAGAAAACCUACGACUAGGUCCAGCUGAUGGAGACCCAAAAGACAAAGAAUGGAGCAGUAUCUUGGAAAACUACACUGAAAAGGAAAAUGCUGAAGAAACUUGUGUAAGCAAGGCCAUGUGUGAAAAUAGUACUGAUUUUAAGGGACCUUUGGACUGCGGCUUUCAAGUGUCUCUUCCAUGUGUCAUAGAACCAGAUGUUCAGAAAGAUCUUGUUGAGUUGACAACACUGUGUUUUGAGAUGUCUGUGUUUUCUUGUGGAAGUGGUGAUGCUGAGGAAAGUUCUGAUGGGAGUCUGCCACUAGCAGCUUCAUGGACCUUGGCUUGUAGAUUUAUGCGAAGCUACUUCUUUCUUUUGGAUUUAAAAAGACUAAAGCAAUGUAUUAUAACCAUACAUGCAAACAGUCCUAAUGUAUGGGAAACAUACAUCGCAGGCUUGAAAGAACUAACUUGUCAUAGCCCAGUGGCUUUAGCAAUGGAAAAUGAAGAUAUGUUGAAAAUACUGAAACAGCUGCAUGACCUGGGGCCUUGGGAUGAUAGCCCGCUCUUACUGGUACAUGCUCAAAGGCUUUAUGAAAAAUUUGGGGAAACAGCUCUUCGGCCCUUGAUCAAGUUCCACCCCUCCCUCUUGCCCUCUGAUAUCAAACAGCUUUGCAGGAAUGAUCCAGCUCACUUUUUAGCAUAUUUAGAUAGUCUGGUGAAAUCAAAGCCUGAGGAUAAAAGGUCAUCUCUCCUUAGAUCUCUUCUGCAGCCUGAAUCUGUACGACUGGAUUGGUUGUGCUUGGCAGUUUCUCAUGAUGCACCACAAAGAACAAAUACUGUGGAUGCGGAAGGAAAUCCCAGGCCACGAUCCCAUUUGUUUACAUGGGGCUACAGCCAGCUCAUUCUGCUUUUGAUUAAACUCCCAGCUAACUUUGCUACAAAAGAAAAGAUGACUGACAUCUGUAAAUCACAUGGAUUUUGGACUGGAUAUCUUUUUCUCUGCCUUGAGCUGGAUAGAAGAAUAGAAGCCUUUACUAGUAUUGCUCAUUUGGAUGACUUGAGCCUGUUGAAUGGAGAAGAUGGUUCCAUUCCAGAGACCAUAGAAGAAUGGAAGUUUCUUCUGCACCUCACACAAAAUCACAGCACAGCUUUCCACCACCAUGGCCCACAGAAUGGGAAUGCUGUCAGCAGUGUUAGCCCAAGCUGCCCGGACUGCAUCACUGUGGAAAACGUAGCCCUCUUGCUGGCAAAAGCCAUUGGCCCAAACCGUGCCUUGCCUCUCUUGCAGGAAUGUGGCUUGACACUAGAAUUGUCUGAGAGAUUUACUGGUGUCUGUGAGAUCCUGAGAAUUGCUGAGAAAAGGCAAAGAGCGCUGAUUCAGUCCAUGUUGGAAAGGUGUGACCGGUUUUUGUGGUCUCAGCAAGCAUAGGAAACAGCUUGGAAAACUCUGGGAACAUUUUUUUACUGUAACAAUUGUAUAUUAAAAUGCCUCUUAAACUUAACAGGCUCUUAAAGAAAGAAACCCCUGUCUAAAAGUUCAGUUGUAUUGAGCCACUCUCCAUCUGGCAGGUAUCUGCCCAGCAACUGCUGAGGGUUCUUCCUUAUGUGUUUGGAGAUGAGUUUUGAACUGCAGAACUUAAAUCAAAACAAGCCCAUAUUUACCUUGAAAUUAAGCUCACAGGUUUCUGAGAUGGAAAUUCCUGAAUUUAUUUUCUGAGUUUGUAUGACUGAAGUGUUAAUGAUAUGAGCCCAAAGUAUUAAAUUAUGAUAUAUAAAUCUUUUUGUUUCCAAACAUAAGAAACCAUUCUUCAGAAACAUCUAAGCCAGUAUUUGCUUAAUUUUCCUCUAAAUGGUAUUUACAUUUUUAAGUUACUGUAGAACUGCUUGUUAUUCUAGCUGGUUUAUUCUCUUCUUAAAUUAUAUGGACUGGUUUUGGCUCUUUGAAAUGUAUGAAUUAAACCAAGUUUUAAAAUAGGAGGGAAAUAUGUUUCAGAAGUGAAUUAAUGGUUAAGAAUGCUGAUUAACAGAACUUGUUAAAUGAACUCAAUGUUAAACUAUAAGCGUGGUAUUUCCAAAUUGCCCCGUUCUGCCUGUGCAACAUCACUGUAGACGUUAGUUGUGAUGGUUCAACAAAUCUCAGGUCAGUGGAAUUAGAAUCACAAACUCGUUUAGGUUGGAAAAGGCUUUUAAGAUCAUUGAGUCUAACUGUAAACGGCCAAGUCCACCAUUAAACCACAUUCUUAAGGUGCCACAUCUACACUCCAGUACCUUAACCAUGUCCUUGGGCACCGUUCCAGUGCUUGACAAUUCUUUGGGUGAAGGAAUCUUUCUUAAUCUCCAGUCUAAACCUGCUCUGGUGCAACUUCAAGCCCUUUCCUCUAGUCCUAUCACUUGGGGAGAGUGCAACACCGACUUUGCACCAGCCUCCUUUCAGGUACUUGUAGACAGCAGUAAAUGUCUCCCUUCAGCCUCUUUUUCUCCAGUCUAAACAACCCUAGGUCCCUUAGCCACUCCUCAUAAGCCUUGUUCUCUAGACGUUUUGCCAACUUUGUUGUCCUUCUGUGGACAUGCUCCAGCAACCCAAUGUCUGUCUUGACCAAAAGUGAACACAGCACCCAAGGUGCAGCUUCACCCAGUGCAAACUACAGGGGAGAUGAUCACAGCCCUGGCCCUGCUCGCUAUGUUAUUUCUGGUAGAAGCCAGGAUGCUGUUGGCCUUCUUGGGCCCACUGCUGGCCCAUAUUCGUCUGGCUGUCAAACAACAACCCCAGCUCCUUUUCUGCAGGGGCAGUUUUCCAGCAACUCUUCUCCAAACCUGUAGCGUUGCGUGUGACCCAAGCACAGGCCUCAGCACUGAGCCUUAAUGAACCUCAUACAGUUGGCCUUCACCCAUUGAUCCAGCCUGUCUGCAUUCCUCUGUAGAGCCUUCCUACCCUCAAACAGGUUAACGCUCCCACCCAGCUUAGUGUUGUCUGUGAACUUGCUGAGGGUGCAUUUGAUGCCCUUAUCCAGAUCAUUACUAAACAGAACCGGCCCCAGUCCUGAGCCUUAGGGAACGCUACCUGUGACCAGCCACCAACUGGAUUUAACUCCAUUCACCACCACUCAUGGGGCUCAGCCACCCAGGCAGAUUUUUACCCAUCAAAGAAUAUGCCCAUCCAAGCCAUAAGCAGACAUUUUCUCCAGGAGGAUGCUGUGGGAGAAUGAAGGGUGUCUGUCCAGGGCUUUUCUGAAGUUCAGGUAAGCUUUGGCAUUUUACAUGGGUGCUGUCAAAGAACAAAGAACUAUGCUUUGUACCACCACUCUUUCUGCACUUAAUACAUAUUUCAGUAAGUUUCUUUCCAGGCUUCGAGUUGUGGGCCUCUUUACUGUUGGACUCCCAUUUUCAGCAGAAAGCCAUGGUGUCUGGUCAAUAUCUGAUUUUCACAAGAAAAAAUUCAUGCAUUGAAACGAUAUUUUGUUAAAAUCCAUAAUUUUGUCAUGAAAUUACUUGAGAGUAUUUCUUUAUAAAGAAUCUUUUUACAUAGUCUUAUAACACUUGUAGUGCUGCAAAAUAAUGUUUUUAUUUUUAUGUAAAAUAGGUCUUAGUAAUACAACUUUCAGACUUCUGAAAGGUGCAGUCUGACUUUUUCAUCUCAAUUGCAAGAAAGAGGGUUGGUUACUUCAUUAGAGGAAUGAAGCUAAAGGGAGGCAGUUAGUGGCAGGCUUUCAUCUGUUAAUGUAGCUGGUGGGAAAGCCAAUAUAUAACUACUUCUAAAGAAAACUAAAUCUUUGGAGUUUGGAUUUUAAUACUGCAAACAGCAUGGAUCCUUCUAUUGGAAAUACCUCAUGCUCUUACAGUAAGACUUAGGAGCCAGGCACCUGUAGUGUGUGGUGUAGUUAACAUGGAUGAGAUGAUGCUGGUGCCUGUUCUCUUGCCUGCUGGAUGCACAUGCUGUUAUUUCCAUGACUUGCACUUAAAUAACUGUUUCAUUCAGUGUGUGAAUGUAAUACCUUUUAGCUGAGUACUCAUGUUGCCCUCCUUAUGGGAAUUCAGCUGGCUUUCCAAGAGUGUAUCUGGCUUAUCUCUUUAAGCCAACGGUUCUACUUCAUUUGCUCUGUGUAGUUUGUGUACGCAGCAGUCUCUUUUGUGCUUCUGUGGAUUUUUUGUACACUUGGUUAACUUUGUGUAAGGGUUGAGGAUUUUUACAAUUAAUGUUACUUUCCAUUCAGAGCUUUUUUAAAAAUUUUGUCUCAGAACAGUCAAAUAAGUAACAAUGGGAAGCGUUUCUUCAAAUAUGGUGGCUAAAGUGAACUUUUUUUAAUGAGUUCAGAUAACUUGGCUGUCAAUAAAGUGUAAAGAUAUACUUUCUGAAGAAGAGUUGGAAAAUCACUUGUUCCAUGUGUUUUCAUCUCAUAUGGGUAAGGUGAAGGGACUGUAAUGAGAUAGUUGUUUGUUCAGAAGUUACAGUUGUACAGAGCAGUGCCCUCACCCUAAAGCUACAGCCCUACCAGCUCUUGGCAGCUGUGCAUACACCACUGACACUUUAAGCCAGCCUGUGCUGGAGCAGGUUUGCUCCAGCUCAUCUUUGGGUUUAGUGACUGACUGUUGGUGGAGGGAACCCUUGAAAAUCAGAGAUUUUCAGGGGGCUUUGCUCUGAACAACUUCAAACACAAGCUGUAUUGGUUUUGUUGUUUCUACACCUCUCCC
Molecule: messenger RNA, 6769 nt
Organism: Pezoporus flaviventris
Lineage: Eukaryota; Metazoa; Chordata; Aves; Psittaciformes; Psittacidae
Gene: HPS5
Product: HPS5 biogenesis of lysosomal organelles complex 2 subunit 2
Exons: 22
Coding region: 102-3509 (1135 amino acids)
Biological process (GO): developmental pigmentation
Cellular component (GO): cytoplasm
Molecular function (GO): protein binding
Source: RefSeq, a predicted model, not a curated record